UCAAUUUAUACAAAACAUAUUUUCUGACAACAAGGGUCGUCUUGUAUAAUAUUGGGUAAACUUUUGUUAAAUAUGGCAGUGCCUACAAAUGCUAUAAAGGAAGCAAACGACCAAAUAUUACUGAUGCAUUCUAAGAUGCAAGAACUGGAACAGGAAAUUGAACGUUUGAAUGGAAAAUUAUCGUCGAAAGAAAAUCUAGAAGAAAGCAAUAUUCAAAAGCAACAAGUUGUAAACAUGAAAGACACGGAAAUUCGAGAAUUACGAGCAGAACUACGUAUAGCAAAGGAGAAAAUAAAUAACUUAGAACAAGAGCUCUUUGACAAUGAAGUAAAAAUGGAAAAAUUACAAAGCAAAAGUAAAAUUUUGGAUGACGUUGUCGGGUUUCGUGGUUCACUGGAAGUAUGUGUUGAGUGACAAAUCAUGAGGAAUCACACUUGCAAAAAACAAUGGAGUUGUCUUUCUGAUUGGUAUUUAACAAAUAGAUAACAUUGAACCGUUGUCUGUUAGUUAUAGAUACACAGUAUGACAUCAUUUCUGUCAAAAUUAAACAGGCAAGUUUUCCCAUCACUUGGAAAUUGUCAAAGUAGAAAUUUUGCAGAUAUCAAGCAUACAUGAUCUGUAUGACUGAGGAAAUGCUAUUGCAUGCUAAAAUGUGAUUGGCUGACAAAAUAAAACAAGAGAUGACUGAUUAAACUGAGUAAAAUUAUCUGUGACAUCAUUCUGUGUGUCUGUCCUCUUAUAGAUCAUGGCUCUCGACCAAUGAAUUUGCUUGAAUUCCUAACGUUAGUAUAUAAUCUGUGCUGGAUGUAUAAAAGCUAAAUUUGUGUUAGUUGUAUUCAUUUGCCAAAUCAGAAACACUGAUUAAAAUACUUCAUUUUUAAACAAAUCAAGAAAUAUAUUUGUUACAAAAAGUAAUUACAAACCAAAAGUUAGUCUA
This is a messenger RNA of Dendronephthya gigantea, 937 nucleotides long. RefSeq lists its product as uncharacterized. Lineage: Eukaryota; Metazoa; Cnidaria; Anthozoa; Malacalcyonacea; Nephtheidae. The transcript is spliced from 2 exons. The coding region runs from base 73 to 414 and encodes 113 amino acids. The record is from RefSeq and is a predicted model, not a curated record.